This is a messenger RNA of Pseudocercospora fijiensis CIRAD86, 807 nucleotides long. RefSeq lists its product as uncharacterized. Lineage: Eukaryota; Fungi; Ascomycota; Dothideomycetes; Mycosphaerellales; Mycosphaerellaceae. The transcript has a single exon. The record is from RefSeq and is a predicted model, not a curated record. Bases 383 to 766 code for a protein of 127 amino acids.
UUCGAGAUUCGCCGAAGCGCUCUCAGUCUAUCAGAAGACUCGACCCAAGAUUAUACUAUUAUAGAUACGAUAUUGACGAAUGCACUCGAUGAUGCGGAUCAUUGACGAAAGAAUAAGACCUUGGACCUCUGCCGAAACACAGCGCGUGGGAGAAUAUUCUAUGGCAAUAUGGACAAUCAGGAGCAUAAAGAUGGAAUCUAUCUCCUCCACAUUCUCUUCACUUCCAUUCAAAGACACUGUCUUCACGUCUUUGAAGGUCUCACCCUUGGAUUGCUAUCCGAAAGGUGGAUGCUUGCUAGAGAAACCUGCGCGAUGCACAAUAUAAAAUGGCAGGUCAUUACCAACUGCCAUGAGACAGCAUCUGUCCUAUGAGCACUGGUGAAUGUCGACUUUCCACAUGUCGAAAAAAUUGUCCGAGAAAGCAAAUCAGAACAAGAAGUUUGGAGGAAAAGCAGCACCUAAGACUGCCGAAUCUGCAGCCCCAAAGAAACAAGGAGAGGCUGGAAAGGAUUGGGUCACUGGUGAACAGUCUAGCACUCUCAAGAAGACCAACUCCAAAGCGGCAGUGAAAGAGGACGAUGACGCAGGAGAAUUCGAUGAUGUGGAUCUCAGUGACCCGCCAACAGAGCCAACAGAGGCAGAGAAAUCUGGUUUCGAGAUGAUCGAUCAUACUGAUGCUCCUCAUUCAUCGCGCAACACGCAAGCCGACCACAAGUGGAAAUAUCCAGAGAACUUUGGUGAGAACUCGAAGACGGAUUCUGAGUAGACAUGCUUGGUUAGCGGGCAUCAAUUGCAUGCAUUCAUGUG